ACGGGAAAACCUUCUUUGGAUUUACCUAAGAUUUUUGGAAUUCAUUUAUUUCUUUCAGGACUGGCUUGUUUUGGGUUUGGCGCAUUUCAUGUAACGGGGUUGUAUGGUCCUGGAAUAUGGGUGUCCGAUCCUUAUGGACUAACCGGAAGGGUACAAUCUGUAAAUCCAGCGUGGGGUGUGGAAGGUUUUGAUCCUUUUGUUCCGGAAGGAAUAGCCUCUCAUCAUAUUGCAGUAGGGACAUUGGGCAUAUUAGCAGGUCUAUUCCAUCUUAGUGUCUGUCCGCCCCAACGUCUAUACAAAGGAUUACGUAUGGGAAAUAUUGAAACCGUCCUUUCCAGUAGUAUCGCUGCUGUUUUUUUUGCCGCUUUUGUUGUUGCUGGAACUAUGUGGUAUGGUUCAGCAACUACCCCGAUUGAAUUAUUUGGUCCCACUCGUUAUCAAUGGGAUCAGGGAUACUUCCAGCAAGAAAUAUAUCGACGAGUUGGUGCUGGGCUAGCCGAAAAUCAAAGUUUAUCAGAAGCUUGGUCUAAAAUUCCUGAAAAAUUAUCUUUUUAUGAUUACAUCGGCAAUAAUCCGGCAAAGGGGGGAUUAUUCAGAGCGGGCUCAAUGGACAACGGGGAUGGAAUAGCUGUUGGGUGGUUAACACUUACAAGCUAG
Messenger RNA from Alnus glutinosa, 657 nucleotides. RefSeq names its product photosystem II CP47 reaction center protein. Gene Ontology annotation, molecular function: chlorophyll binding. Gene Ontology annotation, cellular component: photosystem; membrane. Lineage: Eukaryota; Viridiplantae; Streptophyta; Magnoliopsida; Fagales; Betulaceae. The record is from RefSeq and is a predicted model, not a curated record. The transcript has a single exon. The annotation marks the transcript as partial. Gene Ontology annotation, biological process: photosynthesis, light reaction; photosynthetic electron transport chain.